UUUGAAUGAUAAACCAAUAGUUGUUGCAAACUACAAAGUGGGUAUAGGAUAGGGAUGCGAAAGCGUGUAAGAAAUGCUAAAAUCCAUUUAAGGCGAUAUUCCGAAGAAAACAUCAUUGCAGGAAUUGUGGGUAGUUGUUUUGUGAUAGGUAUUGAUUUGUAUAUAGAACUUCAGUUGUUCAAAUUACUUUAUGGAUAAAACUAACUUCAAGAACUAUCAUGAGAUCAAAAAAAAUAAAGUAUGAUUCAUUUUGAUGAAUAAUAAGGUACGAUUGUGUUAGGAUUGCUUCAAUGACAUCACUAAAAAGUUGAGAGAUAGUGGAGAAAUUGUUAAAGAUAAGGAUUCCCUCAGCGUUCUUAAAUCCUAAUAAUUGAGAAGACACUCCAAAUCGUUUAAUGUGACAGAAGAGAAAUUGCCAGAAUCUGCAAAGCAAGUAUAUAUUGUGUUUCGAUUUAUCAAGACCUCCCCUCCUCCCCCUUUGCAAUUAGUCCCUCAGAUUAAAAUUGACCCGUAGCCACUCUCACAGACUUGCAAACUUCAAAUUCCCGAUACAAUAACUAUAGGUGAUGACAUCGAACAAAAGUAAUUAAAAUUGGAAGAGAGUAUGAUUUCCAAAAUAGAAGAAUUUGUGGAAAGAAGAACCUUGGCCUAUGGAAUUAAAGAAAAUUGGCAAGCAACCAUGCUCCAAUUUAUACUUAAUGCGAUUGAAUACUUAAAAUACGCAGAAACUUUACCCUUAAAAUAAAAAAUACUAUUGAUUAAAAUCAAAAUAAUCCCCUUUAUCAAUUAUGCGGCUACUCAAUAUUUAAGAGGAGUCACCAUCACCAAGAAUAUAGCACAUAAACGCAUGAAAACUCAUCACAAAUCUCCUUCUUUUUUGUUACUCACUGGCUCGCUUGAUUUGGACAUUCAAAAUUUCGAUAAUGUAGUUAAGAAUCAGCAUAAAUAUCUACAAUAAGCUUUGGAGUAAAUUGAUAUGCUUAACCCAAAUAUCAUUUUGAUAGAGAAGGGCAUCAACAACAUUUUGUUAAAUGAGUUCCUGAAAAGGGAUAUCACUGUGUCUAUUCAAUGUAGUUAAAAACAACUCUAAAAAGUUGAAAUUGCAGUUAAAGCCAGAAUAUAGAGGGCUGCAGAUGUGUUCAAUAGGUGUUGUGAUAAGGAUUGUUUGGGCAAGUCUGAUACAGCAUCCUAUGUAAGUUGUGACCCGGAUUCUAUUAAACAAAACUCAACCCUUUAUAGUAGAUUAGAUGAAAAAGACAAGGCUUUACUCGAAGCACACCUUGAAAAAAAAAAAAAUAAAAACAAAGAUAAAACAUUGUUAUUCAUUCACACACCUUAAUAUGCAACUUCUUUUUAAAUUACAUUAAGUGGACCUAGAUUGACUGAAUUGAUUGAUGUGAAAAAGUGUUUUCAACAACUUUGCUGUAUUUGUUAUUCGAUGUCUUUGGAAUUAUCAAUGAUUUUGUUGGAUUAAAAAUUGAAAUAAGAUUUGGAAUAAAAAUACAAGUAAAUUGAUAAUCAAAAGUCUCCAAUGAUGAUUACUGGAGAAAUAUUAGAUUUUUCAAUUUCAUCAAUGACAGAACAUGAGAAUUAAUAAAUUAAGCUUUGCAAAGUGAGGUUUCAUCCAGCUGUCAUCAGCACCAUCCAUGACAUUCAAAAACGAAACAAGUAAAUAUUAACACCAUUUAAACUAGCGACGAGAGUUUGGAAAACUACAUUAAGUAAAAUAUCAAAAAUAUUAAUAAUAAGAAAAUUUCUUAUUUUAGUUAAUUUUGUAAUUUUACUAAAGAAAUUGUUAAGUUUUAUGAAGAUAGAGACUUCGGUUUGGGGCAUUAUAUCAGUAGCAAAGCUGUAGAUACUACUACCAAAUAUUGUUCAAUCAAAUAGAUUCAUCACGUUUCAAUCAGAUAUGGGCCUGGAGCAUUCGUAAGAUGUGUGGUAGAAAGAAAGAAACAAUAAAAUUUGUAAGUUAAAGCUAGUGUUAACUUAACCAAAGAAAAUAUUAAGAAGGAAUAAAGUUUCCUAUAGAUGCAAUCUCUCAAUGAUGAUACCUCAACAUAAUGCGAAACUGUGUAAGGAGACUCAGAUUUCAAAGUUCAUCAAUAGUUGAAUAUGAACAUUAUUACUUACAUCAAGUGUCUUAACUCUAACUGUGAUAGGUAAUUAACUAAAUCUUUUAAAUUGGAAAGAAGUCACUUAGAAUUCUCAUUCGAAAAACUAAUACAAUAUCUCAUCAUGAGUGCUCUAAGAUGGAAGAAAAUAAAUAAGACGAAUUGGCUGGUGUUUGAUGGAGAACUGAAUGAAUAAGGAGAUCAAUUUGAUGGUUGCAAUCACAGUUUAACUGAAAGAGUGUUUGAAUGUAAUGACUUCCAAGUCAAAUUGUUCACCAAUUUAUUUGAUAUUUAUAGGAUUAAACAUUUUCAGUUUAAUUGCUAAGAAGUCAAAUAACAUAUUGAAAAAAGUGACAAAGAAGAGAUAGAUAAAAGAAAGGAUACUUUAAUCUGUCAUUUGCAAAAAUUAUAAUAGCAAAUUUUAAAGAACGAUAAAGGUGUAAGGGAAAGUUAUCUGAUGAAUUCCAAUUUAAGUUUUGAUAAAGAUCCUAAUCAAUUCUUUCAAGUACCUGAAAGUUCUCUAAGUUUGGUUGGGAAUUUUAUGGAAAGAUUGACAUAAUCACCCUAUCCCGAUUUCCUUGCAUUGGAGUAAGAGAGCAUGUAACUCUACUCGCGUAUCUAUUAAAUAGAAGUAACUGAUCAAUUAAGGAUCUCUAAAAUAAAAAAUGAAUCCCAAAUUUCAAAAUAAAAAACAAGCUAAUUCUCAUUUGUAACGAACGAAAGUGGACCUUCAAUUAAGAAUCCCUUUAGGAAAACUUUAAAAGAAACUACAAUUACAAUGUCAACUAUUAAUGAGAACUUGUUUCCAAUUUAGUUAUUGCCUACCUAACAGUAUACGCAGUCACCUGAAUCUCCUAGUUAGGAUAAUUUCAAUUAAUUCGAAGAACAAUCAGAAGCAGGAUUUGAAAAACAAUAUGAUAAUGAUUAAAAUUAGUAAAACUCUAUCAAAUCGUGUUUGUUAAAUUGGCCUAAAGCAGCUCUCAAUUUUGAUUAAAGUAAUAUGCCAAUAAAAUCUUUUUUUGAAUUCAUUCCAAUUUAUAAUCAAAAUGAUAUCGGAUUAGUUGCAUCAGCUCUGAAUCAUCCAAAAUAUUAUGAUUUAUAUGAAAAUAAGUAUAGAUUCACUGAAUUUUGGGAAAAGAUACAAGAUUAAUCCCUAUAAAAGGAGGUUUAAAUGGAGGCUGCUAAAAUAUUAAAAGAUUAGUUAAAAAAUGCAGUUAUCGAAGAAUUCUAAAUAAAGUUAUCUAAAUUUACUGCUUUGCUAAAGAAGACCAGCUUAAAUAAUUUAUAGGAGGUGGAUGAAGAUGAAUAAGCUGUAAUUUAAACAUCAGCAGAGUCUCCUAGAAGACAGUAGAAGUCUGUUACAAUCCAAUUAUAUUAUCCAAAAUAAUUUGAAUGUUUUAGAAUGCUGAAUGGAAUUAAUAUAAAAUAGUUUAUAAAGUCAAUUGCAAGUUGUUCUAAUUGGAAUUCUGCAGGAGGAAAGAGUGGUUCAACUUUCUAUAAGUCUGCUGAUAAUUUAUUUAUUUUCAAAGCAGUUAAGGAAUCUGAAUUUAGCAUGUUUGAAUCCUUUGCCCCAAAAUACUUUGAGCAUCUUUAUUCUAACAUCUCCAAUCAAAGGCCUUCAGUGUUAAACAAAAUUUAUGGAAUGUUCACUAUUAAAAAUUCAAGAGGAACAUAGUAUCUUAUUGCAAUGGAAAAUCUAUUUUGGGGUUUGGAUGGGGAGUUGACUGUUUACGAUCUCAAAGGUAGUGAGGCUAAAAGAUGGAAUCGUAAAAAUCUGAAAACUCUCCUUGAUACCAAUUACAUUAUAGAUCGAAAUGGUGAGCCGUUGCCUGUUUAGGAACAAGAUUUCAACUUCUUAGAAAUAGCGCUAGAAUCUGAUUCUGAGUUUUUACUUGAAGUUGAAGUUGUUGAUUACUCGUUGUUGUUAAUAAUAGAUAAUAAAAAUCACUAGAUUAAAUUAUCAAUCAUAGAUUAUUUGUAAUGCUAUGACUUCAUGAAAAAAAUGGAAACUAAGUAUAUUUUAAAUAUUAAUUUAGAUUAAAAACUGCUAUUAAUUUCGGAGCUCCACCAACCAUUAUCAAACCAGCAGUAUAUUAAGAGAGGUUUAUGAAGGCAAUGAAAAAAUACUUUAUGGGAAUAUACUCAUCACUAUGA
Messenger RNA from Paramecium octaurelia, 4265 nucleotides. NCBI's taxonomy places the organism in Eukaryota, Ciliophora, Oligohymenophorea, Peniculida, Parameciidae. The record is from the annotation of a GenBank genome assembly.